Messenger RNA from Brienomyrus brachyistius, 9059 nucleotides. RefSeq names its product chemerin-like receptor 2. The transcript has 2 exons. Gene Ontology annotation, molecular function: G protein-coupled receptor activity; complement receptor activity. Gene Ontology annotation, cellular component: plasma membrane. Lineage: Eukaryota; Metazoa; Chordata; Actinopteri; Osteoglossiformes; Mormyridae. Gene Ontology annotation, biological process: chemotaxis; regulation of calcium-mediated signaling; inflammatory response. Bases 3032 to 4018 code for a protein of 328 amino acids. The record is from RefSeq and is a predicted model, not a curated record.
CUCUCUCCGACCUGCCUGAUCCCGCCUGACCUGCCCUCCUGCUCUGUCCUGCACUGCUGCCCUAAAGAUGCUGCCCCUUAUUCCUCGUCGUACCCACGUCUCAUCUGUUCGUGUAGGAUUGACCUUCCUGGUGCUCGACUUCUGCCUGUGCAUCAACUAUUCUUUUGGAUCUCCCUUCUGGUUUUGGCUGCUCUGGGUUCCGUAAAUAAAACGAUUGGCUACUGCACUUCAGGGUCUGCCUCUUGCGUUUGUACUGGUCUUCACAAUAUCAAUGGCAGCGAUAGACUUUGCAGCUUUACAGGUCAUUAAUAAUAAGUCUACUUCAAGUGUAAGUCAAGAUGAGUGCUUCUCAGUCAAUGAGGUACUGCAUUUGCCCAUUCCAGUACCUGGAGCCCAGGAGUGUACAGACCAUAUACACUGGCACGCCAUCUAUCUCCAAUGAAGGAGGAGGCAUUGCUGAGGAGAGGUUGGGGAACACUGGAGAACCCUGAAGGGGUCAGUGUUCCUGGGAGAUAGCUUCCUCGAGGGGAGACAGAGCUUGAUAUCUCUCAGAUUGAGAUUAAUAUGCAUCCUUUUAGAUCCCCUGUCACCAUCAAAACUACACUAUCUCUGUCUUUCAGACAUGUCUGGUCUUAUUCUUUAGGAGGGUCAGACAAAUCCACCAAAAUAUCAGACAAAUGAUUGUGAAAACGGAACUUUCUGUUCAUACAACCGUUCAGCCCAGGAAACACUCCCAAACGAGGAACUCACAGGCACGGUGUUACAAAGUCAGUAUCUCACAGGGGAACAUUGCAUCUGGUGUUUCAGGACGUGGUCGUAGGAAACACUGUCAGCAGGAUACAUUUAGCUAACGUGGACACAACCUCUCGCUGUGAGUGUUAGCGGUCCCACCGUCCGGUCUCUCCUAGCACCAUCUUGUCGUUUCUAACCUUGUGGAAUACUUGAGCUAACUUUGACUAAGCUAUGUAAAACAAAGUUAAACCGUUUAAAUUCACCAAUAAAAACUUGAUGGCUAAGUUUUUUAUUGCUAUGAAGUAUCGCAUUUGUGGUGAUUUAAAAUAACACAUUAACAAACACGACUAAUGUUUUUUACCCCAUAACACUUUUAGCUGUCUGGCCCUUUUCAUCUCUAACAUGAAAAGAUCGACAAGUCAGGAGCAACAUUAAAUGUAUUUUUAUUCUUUUAAAGAAAGGAGUUUGGGGCUCUUGGUGGGUGGCUUGUGAUCUGUUUUUUCACCUUGUGGGGUUUUUUUUAAAUAGGUUGUUUUGAUGUCUUUGUUGGUGGAUCAUUGCAUCCGCUGUUUCAGGGUGGUUAUAGGAAACACUGUCAGAGUACCUGUCUACCCCCCAGAAGCUGUCAGUCAAACGCCCCCAUCUGUGAUAUCAUCACAGUCCCCAUUAAGCUCUACCCUAAGUGCCUAUUAACCCUCUGGGGUCUAGGGGUAGGGAACACACUUUCAUUGACUGGGGCAUGGUCACACAUUUCAUUCAAUAUCAUAAACUUAAUUCAUGGCAAAAAAAUAUUUCUUAUAUAUUUUUGGUAUGAAACUCAUCUUAAUCUUAGUGUACUUUGUAAAUAUGUCAGAUUUAUGUGAAGUUUGUAAUUUGACAUCAAAGUAUAGACAUUGCAAAAUGCAGUUUGGAACACUUGCAGAAACAUUAUAAAAGUACAUAGUAAGCAAUGGUGGCAGUUUGUUUUGAUCCCAGAUAUCUGAUCACCAAAGUCUUGGGUACAUGAAGAUGACGAAAUGUUGUAGUUACAACAUUCAGUUUGAUAAAUAAAUAAGUAAAACCUAACUCAUGUCACUAUGUCUGAGCUUCUUUCAUUGAAUAUGUAGCAACUUUCAUGUGUAUGCAUUAGCCAUUCACACCUUCACACCUCCCCCCCUUUUAUGGCACUGAUGGGGAUGUAUCUGGAUCGCGUUUCACCGUUGCAUUGUACAUCAAAUUACCAUACGCAGUAAUGCGGCUAUUUAUAAUGCGAAUAGGGAUCUUCAGGUGAGGGCGGCACUACACGCCCCUGAUGCAGGUAAAACAAACAAAGGUGACAUGGUUUAAUUUUUUGCCGAUUUAACUUAAUUUUAAAAACUGUAAUAUUUCCAACAAUUGAUGUAUUGAAAAGAAGACAGUUUACGCAUUUAGUCAGUGUUUUUUUCAUGAUUCUACAUGAAGAUUUCAGCGAGAUAUAAACUGAAAUAGACACGAAAAGUACGCUGUGUUGCCCACGACGCACUCGACCCCAGAGGGUUAACCUCUCUUCCCCAGUUGACAGCCAUACCCAUUGUCCAGGGUGGAGGAGUGGCAUGGGAUGGCGAUAACGGUCAACAUCCACUUUGUGCCAUUGUGUUUCGGGUCAGGUAAAUAUGAGCUGCUUCCCAGACUUCCCAGGAUAUCCCGAACCAGGGGCCUCAUUUGUCAAACUUUGCAUAAAUUACAUUGUGAAAAAAACCUACGCAUGGAAAAAAUACUGAUUUAUCAAACCUAGUGUACAACAGUAAUGCUGGAACAAUCUUGUAAAUGUGCAUGCGUGUACAAGCAUGAGAUCCUGCCUGGGCUACCACCCACAAUUAAACAUAAAUGGUCAAUGCAAAUGAGCUACAAGCUCAUAUAGUAUGCAGGUAAAGCCUUUCGGAUUGCAAAUCUGGCAAUAGUGACAUGUUGGGAUCAGACAUGCUGGCUACGAGGAAGAAGGCAGCCUUUCCCAGAAAUCCUGUAAUCAUUGGCCCUGCAUCAGCACACCACAAGCUCAAGAGACUUGGACUUUGGAAUUUUAAGUAGUUUUUUUCUAACUCAGGCAAAGAGUCAGGUUUUUUUCCUUUCUUUUUUUCAUCGCUCCUCAGCUUCAUCGAGGUUUUCAACAAAGGGUUUAUUUUAUUCAUUUAUCAGUAUUGUAUAUGUCAAUUAAUGUGUGUGAAACCCCAAUGUAAAAUCUAGUUUAAACCUUUAAAAGAAUAUGUUAUUUGAAGCUAACGGUUUUGUUAUUUAUGAUUAGUUUUCUGGUGUAAAAGCAGCCAACAGGGAAAAGAAAAUCAUGGAUGACCUUAACGAGACCUUCGAUUAUGACUACAAUGAAACUGCUGUUCCGGAUAAAUUAGAUGCAGAAGCACAAGAAAUGAAUAAUUUAAUAUACAUGUACACAGGGAUGUACAGCAUCACCAUUCUCUUGGGAGUAUCGUUAAAUAUCCUGGUCAUCAUCACUCUUUUCCGUAGAAUUGGGAAUUAUGAAGCUGCCGUCUGGCUCUUGGGCAUGGCCAUCUCAGACCUGAUCUUCUGCCUGUUCCUGCCGUUUCUCAUUGUCUCUGCCUGGGAAAACUUCACCUGGAGGUUUGGGUGGAUACUGUGCAAGCUGAAUUCAUUUGUGCCAUUCAUGUCCAUGUAUUCAACGGCCUUCAUUCUUAGCUUCAUGAGCCUGGAGCAGCUGUUCUUCAACAGAUUAUCUUGUAUUAGCUGCAGGUUUAAUGCAUCAAAACUCACGUUACUGAUUUCUUGGUUUGCUGCAGCUGUCCUGAGCUGCCCAUCCCUGGUGUACAGGGUAGUUCAGUACAAGAAUAACGGGGAGGUGUGCAUGGACAAUUAUGAGUAUGAAACCACCGGGCUGGUAACCUCAGAGGGGCUAAUGAGAAAAAGAGUUGUGCUGUACAUGCGAUUCAUCUUUGGAUUCAUACUUCCUGUAGCUUCAGCAGCCAUCUGCUAUUGCUUAUUGGUCUUGAGGAAGAACAGUUUCCAAAUUAAGUCAUCUGUGAAUUAUCACAUCACAAAGGCCCUGGUCAUUGGCCACUGCCUGUGCUGGCUGCCUUGUCUCUGUCUGCCACUCUGGCAGCACCACUCAACUACAGAAAUUUCUCCCAUUUUCGCAAUUAUCGUACCUGUUAGCAAUGCACUUGCAGCCAUGAGCGGAUGUAUCAAGCCCGUCAUCUACAUCUUUAUCGGUGACAGCCUUUGCUUUCCCUGGAUGACUGAUGAUUAUGCCACAACCGAAACGGAGCUAAGAGAGAUGGCCGAUAAAAAUGAUCCAUAAUUCAAUACCGAAAUAUUUGGACACUGUGAGGGUAAGUAUUACAAUCUCUUAACCUUUUUAAAAAAAAUACAUUAUCGAUAUGUGGAUUAUAGACCUGUUGUGUAUGGUAAAUUUUUAGUUCUAUUAAGACCUAAAUAGUGAACAAAAGCAAUAAAAUGGCUCCUUUAUAACUAUUAAUUAUAGCAAGGGUAAAUGUUCAAUAAAAAUAAAUACUAAUUUAAAUAUUACUUACUAAUAGACCAAUGGAAAUACUUGAUGUGAUAAUUAAAAAUAUUGAAAUCCAUUUCAAGGAUGUUAUGGUGGCGCAGUGGUGUCAUGGUGGCGCAGUGGUUAGCACUGUUGCUUCACAUAUCUGUUUGUUCUCCCUGUAUCGUUGUGGGGUUCCCUCUGGGUACCCUGGUUUACACUCACAUUCCAAAGUUAAUUGGAGUCGCUAAAUUCCCCAUAGGUGUGCUUAUGUGAGUGAAUGGUGUGUGAGUGUGCCCUGCAAUAGGUUGGUGCCCCAUCCUGGGUUGUUCCCUGCCUUGUGCCCGUUGACUCCAGAAUAGUCUCUGGACCUCCGACACUCUAGAUAGGAUAAGCAGAAGAUAGAUGAAUGGACAUCAAUUUCACACAAAGCAAACCAAUGAAGAAACUAAUAUGAUACUGAUAAGAAAUAAAUAUAGUCUCUGCAGAAAUGCAAUUCACCAAAUCAAAGACAAUGUCUUCUCAGCCACUAGGUCAACAGGAUGGAACUAAGAAUUCAACUGAAGUGAGAUGCCUGAGCUGAUCAGCUGUACAUCUGAAGUAACAAAGAUACACUAUAUUGCCAAAAGUAUUGGGACACCUACCUUUUACGCACACAUGAACUCUAUCCAUCCGUUCAUCUUCUCUUUUCCAGGUCGGGUCGCUGGGGCAACAAUCUAAGCAGGGAAACCCAGACUUUCCUCUCCCUGGCCACUUCGUCCAGCUCCUCCGGGAGAAUCUCAAGGUGUUCCCAGGCCAGCCGAGAGACAUAGUCUCUCCAGCAUGUCCUGGGUCUUCCCUGGGGCCUCCUCCCAGUGGGACAUGCCUGGAACACCUCCCCAGGGAGGCGUCCUAAACAGAUGUCUGAGCCACCGCACCUGGCUCCUCUCAAUGCGGAGGAGCAGCGGUUCUACUCUGAGUCCCUCCCAAAUGACUGAGCUCCUCACCCUAUCUCUAAGGGAGAGCCCAGCCAUCCUGCGGAGGAAACCCUUUUCAGACGCUUGUAUUUGUGACAUUGUUCUUUCUGUCACUACCCACAGCACAUGACCAUAGGUGAGGGUAGGAACGUAGAUCGACUGGUAAAUCAAGAGCUUCGCCUUCUGGCUCAGCUCCUUCUUCACCAUGACAGACCGAUGCAGUGCCCGCAUCACUGCUGAUGCCGCACUGGUCCGCCUGUCAAUCUCCCGCUCCAUCCUUCCCUCACUAGUGAACAAGACCCCAAGAUACUUAAACUCCUCUACUUGGGCAGGGACCACAAACCGGAGAGAGCAUUUUACCCUUUUCCGGCUGAGGACCAUGGUCUCGGAUUUUGAGGUGCUGAUUCUCAUCCCAGCCGCUUCACACUCGGCUGUGAACUGUCCCAGUGAGAGCCGAAGGUCACGGUCCGAUGAAGCCAACAGAACCACAUCAUCUGCAAAAAGCAGAGACCUAAUCCUGAGGUCACCAAACCGGACACCCUCAAUGCCCUGGCUGCACCUAGAAAUUCUGUCCAUAAAAGUUAUAAACAGAAUCGGUGACAAAGGGCAGCCCUGGCGGAGUCCAACCCUCACUGGAGUCCGAUUUACAAUGCGGACCAAGCUCUGACACUGGUCGUACGGGGACCAAACUUCCUUAUAAGGAAGCCUAGCACCCCAUGCUCCCGGAGCACUCCCCAGCUAAUUCAGCGCCUGGGGAGCAGUGCUUGGGGGUGGUGCCUUGCUCAGGGUACCUCAGUGGUGCCUUGCUGGUCAGGGAUUCGAACCAGUAAUCUUUCAAUUACAAGUGUGCUUCCCUAACCAUUAAGACACUACUGGCCACAAGGCAUAUAUUACCCUUUCAAGUAAGUGGCAGAUUGUGAGGAUGUAAAUUGUAAUAAUUUAUAAAUUUGUAAUUUAUUUUUUCAGGGAAACAAGCAGACAAAGCAUUUCCUACAGUAUGGAGCAGUUUGACUUGGAAAACUAUUCCAAUGACUAUGAAAAUGACACCUCUGAAAGCACAACAUGGUUUAUACUCACCACAGAUCCUGCAGGAAUGACCUUUCCUGCAUAAUUGUCACUCUUCAUCUGCUUACUGGGGAUUUUUGGGAAUGGUGUUGUCAUCUGGAUUGCUGGGCUGAAAAUGGCCAAGACUGUCAACAUAACCUGGUAUCUCAGCCCGGCGAUCUCCGACUUCCUGUUCUGCCUUUUCCUCCCUGAGGCAAGAAGUUGAAGACUAUUUACAGGGGGCAGUCAUACUCCAUGCUGAUGUGGCGAUGCCUCUCAAGAUGUGGUUUCACUGCAUCAAAGGCACAGUCCAUCCAAAUUCAAAAUGCAUUUUCCACAUGCAAGGCAGAAAAGGCUAUGAAACAAAAAAAAUUAUAUUCAAAAGUUUUGGGAUGUUCUUGGUGGUUGAAAUUUAGGCUGGUAGAUAUUCCUAUAUUCUCUAUUCAUGAUAUUAUUUAUGGAUUUUCCUAACAAACAAUAUGAUUCUAUUGGAGAAAUUCUUUAUUCAGAGUUUGUAAAAAUGAUUUCAUUUUUCAGGAGGAGUUAAACACUUUUUAUUGGUCUCAAGUAUAUGAGAAAAAAGUAUGCAAAAUAUUUCUUUACAUUUUUUUAUAUUUUAUUAUACAUGAGUCAUGUCCCCACUUUUUCUCACUCGAUCUCUUCUCUCAAUCUAUUUUGUGUGCCUUCUCUAGUGUACUUGUUAUAUAAGGCUGUCUUGAAUGUGUUAGUAAUUGUCACACUGCAGUGAUGAUUUUGGUUUGUUCUUAGUUAUAAGUAAAGCAUAAAAAGAAGAUUUGUUUGGCGCAGGUGGGUGUGGAAUUUUGUUUACAGACUACAUUCAGUGUAUUUAAGCUUUAUUGCAGAUUGUUUAUUCCAAGCAUCGUUAUCAUUGUAAAUUUGUAUCAUACCGCAUAUUAAGCUCAUUUAUGCUUUUAUUGUAAGAACAUUGUGCCUGAUGCAGUUAUUUGAGAGUGAUAUCUUUUAAUGUGUUAUCGGAGGUAUUAAUUUUUAUAAAGAAUAUAGCUGGUCAUGCUUUUGUUGGUAAUUUUUUUUUGUGUUUGCACCUGUAGGUAUGCCACUGCAUCUGGCUAAUUUUUUACCAUAACUUACACAGCAUUUUAAAACAUUCUAACUAUAAUACAGAUAAAGAUAACUGCUUUUAAAGUAUUUAUCAAUCACAGACAGUCAUCUUAAAGGUAAUUAAAUUCUCUGGAUCUACAGCUUUAGCUUCCUGGAAAAUUUCACUAUUAAAUAUCUACAUACUGUAUAAUCAUGAUUAAAUAUUGCUUCAGUAGUGUACAGGCCUUAUGUUACAUUAAAAUAACUCAGGUCAUUUAUAUAGAUGUAAGAUGCAUUAUAUUUUUUUCUAGUAACCCUGACACUUAAAGCUAACAACAAGUGACCCGUGGUUGGUCUUCACACUCAAGAAUGUUCAUGAAACAGAUAUGAGCGAGAAAUGUGAUGUGUUAAAUCACAUUUAAGAGAACAAACUUUGUGCAUUUAAUGUGAGUUCAACCAGCACGGAGUCGAUGUAAAUGCUCUUGGUAAGUUUGCCUCAAUACACUUUUCCUUUUGGCUUUGUGAUGAAUAAUAAUAACUGUUCCGACUCACUAUCUUAUAUUGUAAUGAUACUUUUUUGAAUGAUCAUGCCUUAAUCAUUGGUGACAUAGAAUGAAUAUCUGACUUUACCCCAGCAUAGUUGAGCAAAGAGAGUUUGGUACAUGGAACUGGCAAACAGUGAAUCUCAAACACUUGUUCCCUCUUUAAAAUAUAAAUCCCACAUAUGAAAAAAGGCAUUAAAACAGGCUUAUUAAAAAAUCCUAGACAGUCUUAACUAUGCCCCCAAACGUAACAAACACCUGCCCACACUAAAGCCCAAUGGACCUGCAGAACCUGCAACACAUAUUUGUGCCCCUCACUUGAGGAUCACAGUUUCCACAAGUGCACCUGGUGAGGAAAAAAAUAUACGAGUACUGUAAAUAUACUGAGAGCCACUCAUGUAAGGUUAUUUAAUACUGAUGGGCUUAGAAGGUCAGUCCAAUUUAGGGGUACAUUUCCUAAAUGCUCCCAUUCAGUAUGUAAAUUCCUCACAUUGUUAGCAACUGUGCUUUCAGGAAACAUAACCCAGGUCAAACAUAACCCAUCAACUGCAUGAUGAUUCUAGCACCGGAAAAUCAUUUUUCGAAACAAAACCCAAAAUUGCAAUUUUCUUUACAAUGCUAAAAACAAAAGUUAUGAUUCUGCUAACGUGCCUAGGUUGGAGUGUAGCGUAUUACAGUUACGUGUAGCAAAGUAGAAAGAGUACACUCCAAAAUAAUAAUAGAAAUGACAGGUGUAGCAAAUAUACAUAAACCAGUAACAUAGUUUUUUAUAGUUGUAUGAGCAUGUACCAGGUGACCAGGCGAUAAGAAUUUUUCCGCUCUGUUGUAAUCGUAUUGGACAACAGUCUUAAGUCUGGUCUGUCAUUAACCGAAUUAUAGUUAUACGGCACAUAAUUGUAGAGAUGUUGUUUCUAUGUGAGCCAUUGCAGUGCAACACUGUAAACCAGCCGAUCAGAGCAAAGCUCAACAUAUUGAUCCGAAAAAUCAAAAAAACAGCCUGUUCCAUUUAUGGGCCACAAAAUAAGGUGUCUGGACAUUUUUCGACCAAACAAAUUUCACAUACCUUCUAUGUAGAUACCAAAAAACAAUAAAAAAACACUGAAAAAAAUGCAAUCUAUGACACCUCUAUGACACUUGAUCAUUCUAAAAAGCACAAUAAGUGUUAGUUUUAUGUAAUAAUCUUUUUUAAGCUGAUCGAUUUGUAAGUAACCUUUGUAACUCGUGGUUAAAUAAAAAUAAAAAGUGAAUUUUAAA